AUGGAGAGGCAGAAACGGAAGGCGGACAUCGAGAAGGGGCUGCAGUUCAUUCAGUCGACACUACCCCUGAAGCAAGAAGAAUAUGAGGCCUUUCUACUCAAGCUGGUGCAGAACCUGUUUGCCGAGGGCAAUGACCUGUUCCGAGAAAAAGACUACAAGCAGGCCCUGGUGCAGUACAUGGAGGGGCUGAACGUGGCCGACUAUGCCGCCUCUGACCAGGUGGCCCUGCCCCGCGAGCUGCUGUGCAGGCUGCAUGUCAACAGGGCUGCCUGCUACUUCACCAUGGGCCUGUACGAGAAGGCGCUGGCGGACAGCGAGAAGGCUCUGGGCCUGGACGGGGAGAACAUCCGGGCCCUGUUCCGCAAGGCGCGUGCCCUCAGUGAGCUGGGCCGCCACAAGGAGGCGUACGAGUGCAGCAGCCGGUGCUCCCUGGCCCUGCCCCACGAACUGGAAACCUUUUCUCUGCUCAGUAAUGGCACGGUGGCUGGCAUGGCUGAUCAGGGAACUUCCAAUGGAUUGGGGUCCAUCGAUGAUAUCGAAACAGACUGCUAUGUGGACCCGCGAGGCUCCCCGGCCCCCCUGCCCUCCACCCCCACGAUGCCCCUGUUCCCCCACGUUCUGGACCUGCUGGCCCCCCUGGAUGGCGGCAGGGUCCUCCCCAGCACCGAGAGCCUGGACGACUUCUCCGACGGGGACGUCUUUGGUCCGGAGCUGGACACCCUCCUGGACUCGCUGUCUCUGGUCCAGGGAGGCCUGCCUGGUGGCGGCCUGCCCAGUGAGUUGCCCCAGCUGAUACCCGUGUUUCCCGGUGGAACCCCGCUGCUGCCGCCCGUGGUGGGCGGCUCCGUCCCUGUCUCCAGCCCGCUGCCCCCUGCCUCUUUUGGCCUCGUCAUGGACUCCUCCAAGAAGCUGGCUGCCUCCAUGCUGGAUGCCCUCGACGCCCCAGGCUCUGCCCUGGACUCCCUGGACCUGCUGCCGUACUCCGAGACACGGCUGGACGUGCUCGACAGCUUCGGGUCCACUCGCAGCUCGUUGGACAAGCCCGACUCCUUCUCCAUGGAGGAGACCACUGCGCAGGACCAUUGUCCUCCAAGCAGCACUCAGAAGCCAGCCCCCUCGCCAGAGCCCUCCAUGCCCAACACUGCCUUGCUCAUCAAGAACCCCUUGGCUGCCACUCACGAGUUCAAGCAGGCCUGCCAGCUCUGCUACCCCAAGACAGGCCCCAGGGCAGGUGACUACACCCACCGUGAGGGCCUGGAACACAAGUGUAAGCGGGACAUCCUGCUCGGCCGGCUCCGGAGUGCCGAGGACCAGACUUGGAAACGCAUCCGGCCCCGGCCCACCAAGACCAGCUUCGUGGGCUCCUACUACCUGUGCAAAGACAUGAUUAACAAGCAGGACUGUAAGUACGGGGAUAACUGCACCUUCGCCUACCAUCAGGAGGAGAUCGACGUGUGGACCGAGGAGCGGAAGGGCACCCUCAACCGGGACCUGCUCUUCGACCCGCUGGGGGGCGUCCGGCGCGGCAGCCUCACCAUCGCCAAGCUCCUCAAGGAGCACCAGGGCAUCUUCACCUUCCUCUGCGAGAUCUGCUUUGACAGUAAACCCCGGAUCAUCAGCAAAGGCACCAAGGACUCUCCAUCCGUCUGCUCGAACCUGGCCGCCAAGCACAGCUUCUACAACAACAAGUGCCUGGUGCACAUCGUCCGCUCCACCUCCCUCAAGUACUCCAAGAUCCGCCAGUUCCAGGAGCACUUCCAGUUUGACGUGUGCCGCCAUGAGGUGCGCUACGGCUGCCUGCGGGAGGACAGCUGCCACUUCGCCCACAGCUUCAUUGAGCUCAAGGUGUGGCUGCUGCAGCAGUACUCAGGCAUGACCCAUGAAGACAUUGUCCAGGAAUCCAAGAAAUACUGGCAGCAGAUGGAGACGCACGCGGGGAAGGCCAACAGCAGCUUGGGCACCCCGCGGACACACGGACCCAGUACCUUUGACCUACAGAUGAAGUUCGUGUGUGGCCAGUGCUGGCGGAAUGGGCAGGUGGUGGAGCCAGACAAGGACCUCAAGUACUGCAGUGCCAAGGCCCGGCACUGCUGGACCAAGGAGCGGCGCGUCCUUCUGGUGAUGUCCAAAGCCAAGAGGAAGUGGGUGUCAGUGCGACCACUGCCAUCCAUCCGUAACUUCCCGCAGCAAUACGACCUCUGCAUCCAUGCGCAGAACGGUCGCAAAUGCCAGUACGUGGGGAAUUGCUCCUUCGCACACAGCCCCGAGGAAAGGGACAUGUGGACCUUCAUGAAGGAAAACAAGAUCCUGGACAUGCAGCAGACCUAUGACAUGUGGCUGAAGAAACAUAAUCCUGGAAAGCCAGGGGAGGGGACCCCGAUCAGCUCCCGGGAAGGAGAGAAGCCCAUCCAGAUGCCCACAGACUACGCAGACAUCAUGAUGGGGUACCACUGCUGGCUUUGCGGCAAGAACAGCAACAGCAAGAAGCAGUGGCAGCAGCACAUCCAGUCCGAGAAGCACAAGGAGAAGGUCUUCACGUCGGACAGCGACGCCAGCGGCUGGGCCUACCGCUUCCCCAUGGGCGAGUUCCGGCUCUGCGACAGGCUCCAGAAGGGCAAGGCCUGCCCAGAUGGGGACAAGUGCCGCUGUGCCCACGGGCAGGAGGAGCUCACCGAGUGGCUGGACCGGCGGGAGGUGCUGAAGCAGAAGCUGGCCAAAGCCCGCAAGGACAUGCUUCUGUGCCCACGGGACGAUGACUUCGGCAAGUACAACUUCCUGCUGCAAGAGGGUGGGGACACCACUGUCCCUGAAGCCCCUGCCACCACCGCUGCCGCCACCACUACCACCACCACCACCACCACUGGGGAGUAG
Molecule: messenger RNA, 2871 nt
Organism: Orycteropus afer afer
Lineage: Eukaryota; Metazoa; Chordata; Mammalia; Tubulidentata; Orycteropodidae
Gene: ZC3H7B
Product: zinc finger CCCH-type containing 7B
Exons: 21
Coding region: 1-2871 (956 amino acids)
Biological process (GO): miRNA processing
Molecular function (GO): metal ion binding; miRNA binding; protein binding
Source: RefSeq, a predicted model, not a curated record